AUGGAAGGAAAUGUGGAUAUCACAAUUACUUCCACUCUCCUGCCAAUUGAUCCAGAUAUCGAAUAUGAGAGUGACAAUGGAAUCCAUGUACUCUCUUCAAACGUCUCAAUUGAACACAGCGUUGUGGAUGAUGAAAACAAUGGCUUAACGAUGUUGAAUGACUCAUUUUCCGGCUCCGGUUCAUCAUCUUUCCGUCACUUUGAGGACACUUCCGGGGCUGAGCAUAUUCUGGCAGCAAACAUUUGGAUUUUUAUGCUCGUGUGCGUGCUUCUUGCGGUGUUCGGAUAUUUCCUUUAUCUUAUCCUGAAGUGGAGAGACUAUCAUGCAAUGGCAACUUAA
Paracoccidioides lutzii Pb01 is the source of this 339-nucleotide messenger RNA. RefSeq lists its product as hypothetical. Bases 1 to 339 code for a protein of 112 amino acids. The transcript has a single exon. The record is from RefSeq and is a predicted model, not a curated record.